CAUGUGUGCUUGCUCGUCAUUCUACCUCACGUCAAGUGUCAAUGGCAUUUCUGCAAGAAAUCGUAGUUUUGGGUCUUCUAGUCCUGUGCAUGACUGCAGCGGUUUCUUCACAUAGCAGGCAUUCGCGUUACACGCCUCCUAAUGUUAUGCGAUUAACUGAUGCUUUUAGUCAUGUCUCAAUCGGUCAAGAAUAUUCUACUUUUUUUGGAGGCUCAAAUACUAAGCUGCUAAAUAACGGGUCUUCUGCUAAUCUUGCUCUUGACAAAUCCUCAGGCUCGGGAUUGGCCUCGCGGAACAAAUAUUACUAUGGAUUCUUUAGUGCUGCCAUAAAGUUGCCGUCUGGUCUGUCCCCUGGUGUUGUAGUAGCCUUCUAUCUGUCUAAUGCAGAUAAUUACCCGCACAACCAUGAUGAGAUUGACAUUGAACUUCUUGGUCAUGAUAUGAGAAACGAUUGGGUCCUUCAAACCAAUGUCUACGCAAAUGGAAGUACCGGCACCGGAAGAGAAGAGAAAUUCUAUCUUUGGUUUGAUCCCACAGAGCAGCACCAUCAUUACAGCAUCAUUUGGAACAGUCAUCACAUUGUGUUUCUAGUGGACAACGUACCAGUAAGAGAGUUUGCCCACAGCAGUUCUUACCCUUCUGUGUAUCCAUCAAAGCCUAUGUCUCUUUAUGCAACAAUAUGGGAUGGUUCUCAGUGGGCAACCCAUGGAGGAAAAUACCCAGUUAACUACAAAUAUGCUCCAUUUGUGGUUUCCUUUGCAGAGAUGGAAAUGACUGGUUGCAUUUUCAACCAAACUGCCCUCGUUACUUCAUGUUCUAAGGCUAAUCCUUCGAGCUUGGACCCUGUUGACGGACCGGAGUUUGUUAGGCUGUCAAACGAACAGAGUGUGGCAAUGGACUGGGCAAGAAGGAAGCUCAUGUUCUACUCUUACUGUAACGAUAGAUCCAGGUUCAAGGCCAUGCCACCUGAGUGCAAAUAAUUUUAUCUUAUUUUUUAUUUGUUCAUAAUCACCUCAAAUUGUAUUACUUUUCCUUCUUGGAAGGAAACAAAAUAUAUUAACAUUAUUUACCUUA
Populus nigra (black poplar) is the source of this 1074-nucleotide messenger RNA. RefSeq names its product probable xyloglucan endotransglucosylase/hydrolase protein 33. Bases 42 to 980 code for a protein of 312 amino acids. Lineage: Eukaryota; Viridiplantae; Streptophyta; Magnoliopsida; Malpighiales; Salicaceae. Gene Ontology annotation, biological process: cell wall biogenesis; xyloglucan metabolic process. Gene Ontology annotation, cellular component: cell wall; apoplast. Gene Ontology annotation, molecular function: xyloglucan:xyloglucosyl transferase activity; hydrolase activity, hydrolyzing O-glycosyl compounds. The record is from RefSeq and is a predicted model, not a curated record. The transcript is spliced from 4 exons.